Fomitopsis serialis is the source of this 1336-nucleotide messenger RNA. RefSeq lists its product as uncharacterized. The transcript has 4 exons. Lineage: Eukaryota; Fungi; Basidiomycota; Agaricomycetes; Polyporales; Fomitopsidaceae. The record is from RefSeq and is a predicted model, not a curated record. The coding region runs from base 173 to 1231 and encodes 352 amino acids. Gene Ontology annotation, cellular component: nucleus. Gene Ontology annotation, molecular function: DNA binding.
AGUCCAGCUGUCCGUCACCAAAAAGCGACUCUGUGCUGCGGGGCUGCCUCGACCGCCUCGACCGCCCUCGCCAGCGCCAUACGCGCGGUAUUUUCCACUGUAACUCCUCAAAGUUCCGCUGUACCGUGACGUUCCCUCGACUCGGAGCCGUUGGCGUCAUUGUCAUUGUUGAAUGACUGUCUGUCGUUGUUGUCAUUCUGACCUAGACAAGACUCGGACACGAACAUUACUGCCAUCAGUGGCAGAAUCAGCCAUGGCAGAUAGGCCGAUUGCUUCGCUGAACGAGGAUCACACAGCUCCUCGUGUACAGAAACAGCACGUAGCGGUUAUCAGACAAGAUCCACAUCCCCGCCCUCGCGCUGCGCGAAAACCGGUAUACGCAUCUGACAAGAAGGCCAUUUGCGAACUACAUUCGUCGCAUCCUGGCAUAACACAUCAACAAAUCGCCGACCGAAUUGGGGUCAAUAAGACCACGGUUACUAGGAUCCUCCAGCGAAAGGAAAGAUGGCUGAGGUCGAGGCAUGUCGAAGGCCUCAAAUUUGCACGAAAACGGGUCGUCAAGUAUACAUAUGUUGAAGAGGGCUUGCAGGAUUGGUUGGGAGAUUGCAUGGAUGAAGGCAAGAUCGUGACCGACAAAAUGAUCCGAGAUAAAGCCUUAGUAAUAGCAGAGGACGAGGGAAUGAGGGGGGGUGACGGUGGACAUCCAGUCUUUUUUCAUUGCGGACGCACAUGGCUGCGCAAGUUCAAGGAGCGUUUCGGCAUCAUUGACGGUGUCCCUACGCGCCUUGGUUACACUGCAACCGAUUUGGCUAGAGAGAGAGCGUAUGGCUACUUUCCGCUGGAUCUCCGCUUUUGGGCUCAGCUGCCGGACGAGCAUGGAAAUAUUCCGGAGCCCCCGCCUAUCACCAGAAGCAAGUUGGACGAUAUGGACCGCGAGAUCCACGGCCCUUUCGUUAUACUCAGGCCGCGUGCAGCACCUGCAUCGACGUCGCAACCAGAGAUGGUUCCGCCCGACUCAACCUUGUCUCCGAACGAUCAUGCGAAUCCAUCCGGAAUGCCUGGGCCCAGCGUCAUCCCACUCCCCUCAGACCAAUAUUUGCAGCAGGAAAUCGGGGCGUCAGGCAACGGUGCUUGGUACCCCCCGAUAAACUUGGGUGUUGGCCAAUCAUACCAGGGGCCGAACUCCCAGAGCUCCUUUCAAGAGUCCUUCAUGCGCGGAACACCGCUCUAGACGUAGUACCGUCCACUAGCUGGCAUCGACUACCGUCUACCUCCUGAUGAGAUGACGAUGCCUGUUUUCGCGUUCCCAAGACCCAAUUCCCCUUUGAUCGUCCAC